GGGCCACCCUUUCUCCGGCCUCAGGAGCGCGGUUGCUAAGGAGCUGAACUGGGAGUGCGGCCCGGGGAGCGGGGCCCCGGCGCGGGGUCCGGGAAGAAAUUUCUUUGUGACUCCAUGACUUCAAGAUUUCUAACCAUGCGCCAAUUGACUAUGGCCAUUUUACACCAUCCCAAGUCCCAAAGUAAGGUAUCUAUAUGGUCUUUGACUUUGAUAUUUGGGCUUUCCAAACCCAAAUGCAUAUCCAGAAUAUUCAAAGGGAUAAGUGGUGAAUUAACAAGGUAAGUUUUCUCAGGAAGAUCAAGCUCCCAAGCUUGGUGAGGGGUAUGGACACUCUCAAAAGAUGCCAAGCAAGCCAGUGAUGAUGGAUCCAAAGCAUUCAGUUUCCCAACAAUCAGUAGCCUGUGUGAGUCCACAAUCUGACACAAUGCUAAAAGGAGAAGGGCUGAAGAAUGAUUUGCCUGAAAGGACUGAGCCUUGUGGGAACACUUCAGAGUUUCCUUUCAAUAGACUCUUAAGACUGACGACUGAGGAAAUGAAAUUUAACAUGAAGAUCAAAUCCAUUACCCCCAAACCACCCAGAAAACCAAAGCUGGAGCGAACAUUUUCCUUAGAUGAGAAAGGCUGGAGGAGAAGGCGUUUUAAAACAAGCCACGAAAGUCUGACAGACCCUAAUGAGACAGUUUCAUCUUCUGGCUCCCCAAAAGAGGUGACUCCAAGUCCUCCAACUUUGACUACAUUAGUUCAUGAUGGCAAUCAUACUUCUCUUAAUCUCAACUGCCUACACAGCACCUCUUUGCAGAAUAUUCCUGAACCAAAAGACAUAGGAAAUAGUGCAAAUCCACCUUCCUCCUUGGAAAUUAUUCCUUCCACUGUGAAAAGUGGUUCUCUGGAACUUGUGGAUGGUGUUACAGCUUCAGGAAGUAAACCUAGAUUUUCCAAAAUAUUGCCACCAUUAGCACUUCCCCCUUUGGAAUUGAAUGUAGCAUCUGAAACUCUAAGGACAGCUAAUAAAAUUGACCCAGAUUAUGUAAAUUAUAAACAUCAUGCUCAGAGUAAAUUGCUCAGGCCAGAUAGUAGCCUGAGUGAUGGUAGAUUACAAAGCAGUGUGGUUUGUGAUAACUGUUCCACGACCUCUGUGAAGUCCUCCUUCAGCCUUCUUACACCCAUUCACUCAAAGGAUAUCAGAAGCAGGGCCUAUAUGGAAGGAAGCCUCUUAACAAGUGGUGCCUUGUUGGGAGCAAAUGAACUAACCCGAUACUUUCCAGAUCGGAACAUGGGACUCUUUGUGGCCACAUGGAACAUGCAGGGUCAGAAGGAACUUCCAAAUAACCUGGAUGAUUUUUUAUUACCUUCUGAAGCUGACUAUGUCCAGGACAUGUACGUUUUAGGAGUACAAGAAGGCUGUUCAGACAGGCGGGAAUGGGAGAUCCGGCUCCAGGAAACAUUGGGACCUCACUAUGUAAUGUUGUACUCAGCUGCCCAUGGUGUACUAUACAUGUCAGUAUUUAUAAGACGGGACCUCAUCUGGUUCUGUUCAGAAGUGGAAUAUUCAACAGUAACAACUCGAAUUGUGUCUCAGAUUAAAACCAAAGGGUCAUUGGGAGUCAGUUUCACCUUUUUUGGCACCUCCUUUCUCUUUAUCACAUCUCAUUUCACUUCUGGUGAUGGGAAAGUAUCUGAUCGACUAUUAGACUACAGUAAAACUAUCCAAACACUUACACUUCCAAAGAAUGUCCCAGAUACAAACCCAUAUCAAUCUAGUUCUUUGGAUGUCACAACUCGAUUUGAUGAAGUAUUCUGGUUUGGAGACUUCAAUUUUCGGCUGAAUGGUGGACGAAUGGCAGUAGAGUCAAUCCUGAAACAGAAUCUGGAGAUGAAUAUGUCAGAACUACUUCAGCAUGACCAGCUUAUUAAAGAAAUGAAGAAAGGAUCUAUUUUCAAGGGGUUCAGGGAAGCAGACAUUCACUUUUUCCCUUCAUAUAAAUUUGAUGUUGGAAAGGACAGCUAUGAUAGCACUUCCAAGCAGAGGACGCCUUCUUAUACAGACCGAGUUGUAUAUAAAAGCCGACAAAAAGAUGACAUCUACCCAGUCAAGUAUUCUUCCUGUCCUGGAAUUAAGACCUCUGAUCACCGUCCAGUAUAUGGUCUGUUCCGAGUAAAAGUGAGACCUGGGAGAGAUAACAUUCCUCUAGCUGCUGGCAAAUUUGAUCGAGACCUCUAUUUAUUAGGAAUUAAAAGACGCAUUUCAAGAGAACUUCAAAAACAGCAAACACUUAAAGACCAAAAAUCCAGUAUGAUUUGUACUAUUUCCUGAAAAAUCUGACCUCUCAAGAACCUGACAAGCCAACAGUAAGGGAAAAUCACCCCAACACGCCAAAGGAAUGCAUCAAUCUGUGUAUGAAGAAAGCUCGCUAUAAAAUACUAUUCCAUCUUUAGUGACCCAUGAAGACUAUCUUAAAUGUUGCUCUGUUCUCUGUUGUAUCUUACCAAAAAAACUGUAGCACACUGGCUGUGAAAACUCAGUAAUGAUGGGGUAUCUCAUUUAUCAGUGUCCCAGGAAGGACAGGUGUUCUGAGAACAAUUUGCAUUCCUUGUAAAUAAAUAAAUCAUUCUCUAUUUGUAGUACUUCCAUUAUGAAUAAGGCAAAUUAUAAUUACUGACAUUUCAGAUAAUUCUAGCAUAUUAAUACAAUCAUUGGCACUCUGCUUUGGAAAUCACUUGAUGAAUUACAAUUUGCCCUAAACAGCUUAUGUGAUCUAAGGCAGUAUUUUAUUUCCUUAAUGUUUUCUGCCAAAGAACUCUCUUUAAUACCUGACUAAAUUUCAGUUUUUUUAAAAGCUAGAUAUUUUGGCCACAUACUCCCACAGCUAGUGCAAUUUAACUCUUGUAGGUCCAUAUGUGUUUUUCCUACAUUUAACCUCCAAAUAUAUAUCUAAAUAUAUAAAUGUGUGCGCUUUGUAUAUAUGUGUGUAUAUACACACAUACAUGCACAUUUCCUUUCCUUUAUACAGGAAAGGAUACAUCACUCCCCUUGUUUCUAUUGAAUAGAAUGCUGCAGGAUUUUGAGCCAUUUAGUUAAUGGAACCUUCUCCCUUACCAGGGCACUAAGUCAUGGGAAUAGAGCUAGUAGUUUGUCAGUUCUGCUUGGGGAAAUUUUAUUUUAUUUAUUUUUUAAUUGAAGUUUUUUAUUUUCAAAACAUAUGCAAGUAUAAUUUUUUUCAACAUUGAUCCUUGAAAAACCUUGUGUUCCAAUUUUUCCCACCCUGAGGAAAUUUUAAGCUAACCUUGUGACUUAGGACCACUUAGGAUUGUCCUUGGGACACGAACCCUACCUAAAUCCAAGAGUCAUUAUUAAGAGGACAAGAGAAAAAUAAAGGACAAAAGGUCGUGCUGAAAUAAUCUGGUUGCCCUUACUAAGCUCAGGAGAUGACUAAAAGCCAAAUUUACUUCAGGGAGGGAGUAGCCAGUGAUUCUCCAAGGUUAAUAUUAUAUAUACAUUGUCAUCACAAAACUUCAUUAUUCAUCAUUAAGAAUUUUUAUCAGCUUCAAAAAUUCUCAUGGAAGUCAUCCCCAAGUAUCAUUUUAUGAAAUUACUUCAAGAUUUUGGGGAAACAAGGGAACAUUGUAGAAAUGAUAUAUUUGUAGAUAGAUGGUCCUUUUGUUUGUUUUACUCAGGUCAUUUGCUUCUUUAAACUUAUUAAGAAUCAGCCAUCAAAUAGCAUCAUUUAAAAAUCCUUUUCAUUUACUUGUCUAAUGAUUUGAAUAUUUGGAGAGUUACUAUUUUGCACUAAUCCUGGAAAAACAACUACCCAUUUUUAAAAGUUUUAUAACUCAUUACUUGUCUCAUAUCCAAAACAUUUUAGGCCUUGAAUAUGUGGCAAUCAAGGUAGAUUCAACCUAGUCUCAUAAAUUAAUAUUUAUUUUUCCUAUUUAUAUUUUAAAAUAAAUAUAUAUUAAAAUUUACAAAGUGAAUUUAGGUCUUAUCUGUAGCUGUGUUUCCCUAGUGAUUUUAGAGUUCUAACAGAAAAAAAAAAUAUAUAUAUAUAUAUAUGCAUAUAUAUACAUAUGUAACAUUCAAGUUGAAAAGUUAAGAUUUAAAAACAACUAACCAGAAUCUUUCUGGAUUUCAAUUACAUAAUUUCUAUUUUUUAACAUAUAAGUGAAAUUUAUUGUAAAUACAUCAGAAAAUAGAACAUAUUAAAUGAGACUUAUAAUUUCUGCUAUAGGAAAUGAGACUAUGAAAUUUGAAUUUCCAGAUGUUUAAGUCAACAAAGAAUAUUUUAAAAGCAAAAUUCAUCAUUUAAGACAUUUAUAGAAAUACUAUUUAUCUUCUAGGUAAGCUCCUAUUAGGAAGAAUUCCAAAUAGCUGUUCAGUUUGAUUUAAUUUACUGGAAUGUUCUAUAAAUACUGCUUAAACAAGUGGGCCAUAUAUUUCAUUCAGAAAUUAUUGUUAUAUUGGCUUUUAUGUAGUUAGAUUUGACUUGAACAAAUUUUUGCAGAUUGAGUCAGAAAAUAUUUUCCCCAAAUGAGGAAUAAAUUUCAUUUCAGAGCAGGUAAGUGGCGCAGUGGAUAAAGCACCAACCCUGAAGUCAGAACAACCUAAGUUCAAUUCUAGUCUAAGACACUUAACACUUCCUAGCUGUGUGACCCUGGUCAAGUCACUUAACCCCAAUUGCCUCAAUUAAAUAAAUAAAUAAAAAUAAAAUUUAUUUCAACUAUAAAGUAAUUAAUACAUUAAUUCACUUAUAUAGUAAUUUGUGAUUAAGAACUUGAGAGGAAGGCAAUAUAUAAAUCUGAUUUUUAAAAUCACACUUUGUUGAGUAAAUUACUUAACCAUGAACUUUCAGAUUCUUUAUAAAGUGAAUUCACUCCUAGAAAAUUAUAGUUAAAGUAAUUUUGAGUGAGCACAAGUUGCAGUUGUAAAAAUUCUCUAUGAAAAGUAAGUUAUUUGCAAGUUUCCUAAGCAAUAAUCAAAUCUGCUUAAAUUUUUGGUUUGAUUAUUCUGAGUUGCUAAUUCAAAAAGUUUUUGUGUAUCAGGUCUCUGAUAAAUUGUUUUCAUCUCGAAUUUUUUUUAUAUUUAAGCUAUACAUUUUUGUAUUUUUUUUUUAAGUUAUACAAUUUUUGGUACUUACACGAUUAAAACUGAAUUGCCAAGAAACAAAUCCAAAA
Antechinus flavipes (yellow-footed antechinus) is the source of this 5169-nucleotide messenger RNA. It is a transcript of the gene INPP5E, whose product is annotated as inositol polyphosphate-5-phosphatase E. The record is from RefSeq and is a predicted model, not a curated record. Gene Ontology annotation, molecular function: inositol-polyphosphate 5-phosphatase activity. The coding region runs from base 341 to 2314 and encodes 657 amino acids. The transcript is spliced from 11 exons. NCBI's taxonomy places the organism in Eukaryota, Metazoa, Chordata, Mammalia, Dasyuromorphia, Dasyuridae. Gene Ontology annotation, biological process: phosphatidylinositol dephosphorylation.